Molecule: messenger RNA, 1068 nt
Organism: Lampris incognitus (smalleye Pacific opah)
Lineage: Eukaryota; Metazoa; Chordata; Actinopteri; Lampriformes; Lampridae
Product: RNA-binding protein 4.1-like
Exons: 4
Coding region: 1-1068 (355 amino acids)
Cellular component (GO): cytosol
Molecular function (GO): mRNA binding
Source: RefSeq, a predicted model, not a curated record
AUGGGUCCUGGUCUGGCCUACUUGGAUGAAUAUUCACCACACACAACAACAACAAGUGACCUUCACCCGCUCUUCUUCCGGUAUGGCAAGGUUGCAGUAUGUGACAUUGUCAAGAAUUUUGACUUUGUGCACAUGGAUGACAAAGCUGAGGCGGAGGAAGCCAUACGCAGCCUCCACCAAUACGAGCUGAAUGGUCAGCCCAUGGACGUAGAACUAAGUCGGGGCAAAUCCAGAGCUUCGACCAAGCGACAUGUUGGCAACAUUGCUCGCACCAACCAAGCGCUGCAGGACUACGCCUUUGUUGACAUGGAGCGAGUGGAGGAUGCCAGUGUGGACAACACAGCCUUCAAAGGCAAGCUGAUGAACGCACAGCAGUCCACCAGUCUGCGUUGCACUGCCCUGGGAAUGGGAGAUCAACCCGGCAGGAGACGGGGUCACUGGUUGAUGGGCUGUCCAGUCGGUUGGAACUGUAGCCACGGUGACCGCAUGAUGAGUUGCAGCAACCGGGUCCUCCCACGGGCCCCCCCAGGUUAUGGCAGGGGCGGCUACGGAAGGGCCAGGGCUCCAGCAUCUGAUUACAUUGGUGGCUCUGCGUGUCGCCAAGCUCCUGAUAUGAGAGUGCUGGCCCCACCUGCUACCAAUUGGUUUUUGAUGAGGUAUAGGCACGCAAGAAGAGUAGCAGUCCCCUGUAUGGCGAGGUCAUCAGCUUAUGAUCGUGACCGCUAUAGUAGUUUUGCCUCUUACAAGAAGUACAGAGCACGUCCUUAUGAUUCAAGAUAUUUCCAGAAACGCCGUCGCUUCCAUUUCCCCCCACCCCCUCCCCCACCCUCUUCCCCUUCUUCCUCCCCUUCAAGGCUCUCCUCCAGCAUAGCUCCGUAUGACCGUCAGACACUGCCCUCAACUUCAUCGGCCUCAGCUGCAGCCGCUAACGAUGCUCGGGACGGCAGCCCAGUCAGACGAGGGCCAGUCACCUCGGCAAGCCAAACCUAUGAGCACCCACCCAACUCGUCCGUGUCUGGCUCCAGAAUUUCAUCCUAUGCUGCCCUGCGAGCCUAUCUGUUCGAAUGA